GGAAGCACCGCCUGUAAGACGCCACACGCGUCGAUCGCUAGUUUCGUGUAAUCAGCCAUGUCGAACCACCUCAAACAAACACUUGUUCGCGGACACCGAAAAAAGAAAGUCCUACAAAAAAUGGUAAAGACAACCGCAGGAGGAUCCGCUUUAGCCGUUCAUCACACCAAGAAGAAGAGGCGGCCGGUGCCGGAACGCCGCCGCUCUUUUAAGAAGAGAGUGUUUGAUUAUCUCUUUUCCGAUGAUUACAUGUUUGCACCCCUGCUUUCCUUGCAUUCCUCAAUAGUCUCCUCAUCUUCAUUUGCAGGAAUUGGGGAACCACUCUCAAAGGAAAAAGAGGAGGAUUUUGUGGGGAAAGUUGUUGAUUAUAUGAGGUCUGAUUGCUACUUGUACUCUCCAAUGGUGAUUACUCAACCGUGGCUUACAUCAUCUGUUCAAUGUCCACCCCCAGCUAAUAAAACAGGGUUACAUCAUAUCCUUGAAAAGAUAGACACGGUCGAAACCGGAGAUUUGUUAAAAGAAGGCGAUCAAACUGAUCAUCCUGUUGAGAAGAUUAGUAAGGACCAGAACACCGAUAGCUGUCAUCCUUUUGAUUUAAGCCGCACUCGCAUCAAAAGUACCAGCUUACGGCAAGAAAGAGUUAAGCAUGUGAUAUUGCAACCCUCCCAUCCGUUAACCCCGUGACAACAGAAGAGUGUUCUUUGGACCUAGGAAGAGUCGUGGGAGGUUUGCGACGAACUAUAGCAAUCCCAAGUUUGCAUAUCACGCUUUAGUCUAUCUUCAACUUUUUUUAGAUACACAUACUAAAUCUAUAUAUAUAUAUUGCUCUAAAAUUUUCUUUGUAUUUGCUCCCCCCACGCCCAGGUCCCAUGAAAGUACAGUUUUUAGUUUUUUUUUUUAUUUGUAACAAGAUAUAACGGUCAGACAUAUGAGAAAAUAUAUGGAGUAUGUCAACACGCAGGAUCCUGAUCCAUCUAACGGACAACAGCAACACGGGAGGAGAGCUUGGGAAGGGGAAGUGUGGAUCGUGUGGGUGUAAUAGGCCAGGCCCCUACCCAGCACUCUACCCGGCUGCAAAAGCCAGGCGGCAGAGAAUCCUGAUCCAUGUCAACAUGCUCACUAUGGAGUAUUCUCUCUAUUCAACUCUUCUUUUGACUCACACAAGAUUUAUAGUGUAAAUUUUGUGAUCAAAAGUUGAGAAUUGAGAAUGAAGUCUAUUUUAAUUUAGGAUGAAAAUGAAAGAAUGGGGUUGAUUUUGGGACAGAUCUAGUUUUUUCCUGUGCAAAUUUAUCUGCGUGUUAGAGAAUUGAGAAUUUUAUUAUUGUUUUCCGACUUUAUUCAACGCUCUAAUCCUUC
Molecule: messenger RNA, 1356 nt
Organism: Cuscuta epithymum
Lineage: Eukaryota; Viridiplantae; Streptophyta; Magnoliopsida; Solanales; Convolvulaceae
Source: the annotation of a GenBank genome assembly